AUGGUCGCAAGCUAUGUCUCAGAUGACCUGCUCGCCGUCAACUUGCACCUGGUCUCCUGCGUGAAGGCAAAUGAGAUCUUCGGGGUCGAUGUGGCCAUUGACCAAGGGGCGGACAUCAACUUUGCCAACUUGCAGGAACCGAUCAACCUCCAGACCCCACUACGGGCUGCCUGUGCUUUGGCAAACGUGAAGAUGACAAGACUUCUGCUCAGCCACGAUGCUGAUGUCUUUGCCCACUUUGCCCUCGAUGGCUGGACUGCUUUGCACAGCGCGUGCUACAUUGGCCAUGACCACGUCGCAAGGCUCCUCCUAGAAGAGGCUGCAAGCUUGCAUGAGGGCACAUGGCAAGAAGGGUGGAGCUUGAUGCAUCUAGUCGCACUGUGCAUAACUGACCGGCUGUCCAACCGGGGGGCAUCCUUGAUCUGCUGGCUUCUGAAGCAGAUGCCAGGAGUUGAGCUAAAUGCUGUUUCGAAGCAUGCAGGUUUUUACGAUUGGACGCCGCUGCAUGUGGCUGCAGCACGUGGCAUGACGCAGGCCUGCAGCGCCCUCAUCAAAGCAAAAGCUGAUGUUUUGGCAGCAUCCGGUGACUUCCACGUCAGCUCCCCGCAUUUGAACAAGUUUGCUUUGGCUGGGAGUAUUGCCUCUAUUGGCGCUGGCUUUGACAAGGUGGAGGGCCACCACUUAGACAAGGGUUUGUUGCCCCUGCAUUUAGCCGCCUUUGGUGGCCAUGAACGGACUUGCCAGCUGCUACUAAGGCAAGCUACCCAAUCAAUUCACAUCAUGACGCAUCGGCACUGUUGGACUGCUUUGCUACACGCCGUUUGGAGCAACAAUGUGGAACUGGUGCGCGAGUUAUGCCGGCAAGGCGCAAGGAAGAUCAUCAACGAGGCGGAUCGGAGAGGUGAUGGAACAUCAUGGUCGCCCAUAUCUCUAGCCGUCAUUCGUGGUGGGCCAGACAUGGUGCAGGUUCUCGUGGAGUACGGAGCUGACCCACUGAUGAGGAUGGCCUCGUCCGACUUUCCCGGCUCUGCAUUUGUGAAGUACUGCUCAUUGGCACUACCCGAUGCUGCAGAGAAUUCCUGGAGUGGACCCGAUUCACGCAUCUCCUUGCUGCAUCUUGCCAUCUGCCGUGGAUGCAGCACAAUGGUCAAAGCCCUCAUGCCUCUUCUGCGUACGGCCCAUCAGCAGCCCGUGCGCUUGAGCUCCAGUCGCCCACCCCUGACAGGCAGGGGUGCCUCGCCCUGGCAGGACUUGGCACCAAAGGCGCGCGCUCGGGGCCAGUCUGGCGCUUUGACGCAGCGCUCAUCAACGCCGCGCUCGUCAACGCCGCGUUCGAUGCCGCCGCCCUCGGGGGAACGCUCCGCGGCUAUCCAAGACCAAGCGCGAGAGCGUCUAAUCAGCGGCCCUUGCUCAGAAGCUCAAGGCAAUGACCCUGUAACCUUUCGAACCAGUGAGGGUUGGUCUCCUGUCAUUUUGGCGGUCCUCCUGCAAACAGUCGACCCGGAUCGCCGGGUUUGUCCGUUUCCCAUCACAAGGGGCUUCCCUGAUCGGUCGGCUGGUUCCAGAGCCAAUGUUCUACAAGAUUUGCUGGCUGGUGAGUCCUCCCCGCUAGCAGACCUUGAGGAGGACAAGCCACUAUUGAUCCCACAAAGGUUCCCAGAUGUUGCGGCUACGUUGGUCAACAUGGCCAUCAAUGAGUUUAUACGGCUGUGCAGAAGCUCAGCAGAACAAGCAGUAGACCGGAUUUUGCACUCAACACUGUGUGCAGCAUGCCAUCUAAAUCGGAUGCAGAUUGUGCAGCAUCUUCUUGAAGCGGGGAGGUGUGACCCCCGCUGCACCCUUCUGAAGCCGAUCGAGCAGCGUCCGUUGCACAUCGCGACCUCGCAUGGCUAUGGACGGCUAGCCCAGUUGUUGCUGGAUUACAAAGCGAAUCCAUUAGAGGCAGACGAGAAUCAUCAGCGUCCGGUGCUGAAGCUUACGGAAUUCUUUGAACGUCAACUGGAGAGUCUGCAGGCCAGGGUCGCAGAGUUAGAGGCGCAGCUCUGUGAGGGGCGUGCGGACACUGACAUUCUGUCCGCUAAGUCGUCCCCAAAGACCCGCGGCUUGUCCCGCGCUGGCCGAAAGACGGGGGGUGGUCCUAUUGAUGUCGCGAGCUAUGAAGCUCUGCUGCAUGACUCCCGUAUCUGA
Molecule: messenger RNA, 2187 nt
Organism: Symbiodinium natans
Lineage: Eukaryota; Dinophyceae; Suessiales; Symbiodiniaceae
Source: the annotation of a GenBank genome assembly